Messenger RNA from Mycena indigotica, 996 nucleotides. RefSeq names its product Methyltranfer-dom domain-containing protein. The record is from RefSeq and is a predicted model, not a curated record. The transcript has 4 exons. The coding region runs from base 1 to 996 and encodes 331 amino acids. Lineage: Eukaryota; Fungi; Basidiomycota; Agaricomycetes; Agaricales; Mycenaceae.
AUGUCUCGUCUUUCCAUCUGGUUAAUCUUCGCGACGGCUUGCAUACUUUUCACCUUCUACUUCAUCGCGCGCACCCACAUCGACCCCCCCUCCCUUCCCCGCAUAACAUUUGAAUCGCACGCCCAGUCAAAUUGGACCGCAGUCUUCUCGUCGCCCAGCCGGCUCAACCUGACCUUGGAGGGAAAUGAGCGACGGUACCAAGAGGUCGUGAGGGAGCGCAAGGCCGAGAUCCAGCGGUUCGGAUCGGACAAAGUCGCCUUCCCCGCGCCGUUCACCGAGUUCUACACGCUCUGGGACUUUUUUGUGCCCGCAUUCUCCUGUCCGUGCCCCGUUUACCGCGUCGGCACGCUGGGCGACGGGGGCAAAUGGACCUGCUGCGUCGAGCGUGCGCUGAAAACCAACCGGCAGUCUGGCGGGUGUGUCGUGUACUCUCUGGGUGUCGAGCGCCAAUCGAGCUUCGAGCAAGAAAUCCUGCAUGCAGACAAACACUGCCAAGUUUUCGGCUUCGAUUUUUCGGUCGCGGAGUUCGGGCCGGAGCUCCUCGCUGACGCCGCGGUCAACCAUCGCGCGCAUUUCUUUCCGUACAAGAUUGGCGGCGGGGCGGACAACCACUCUGCGACGCCGCCAGAAUAUUCGUUGCGGGGGAUUAUGGAUGAGCUUGGCCACGACUUUGUCGAUAUACUCAAGGUGGACAUCGAGGGCUCCGAAUGGCAUGCCCUGCUCUCGCUUGUGAGCGCGUUUGAGGGAAAGCCACUCCCGUUUGGGCAGCUGCUGAUCGAGAUUCAUGUUGGCUAUAUCGCUGAACGUAACUCCUUGGGAAGCAUCGACGAAUGGUGGUCAAUCCUUGAAGAUGCCGGCCUGCGGCCCUUUUGGACAGAAGUCAAUCUGCUCGACGUCAACUUUCUAAGGAGAGGACCGUUAGUUGCUGAGUGGUCAUUCUUGAACAUCCGCGGAAACCACGCGUUGGUAGAUGAUACCUUGCCAGAUUAUCCCUGA